This is a messenger RNA of Dipodomys spectabilis (banner-tailed kangaroo rat), 1115 nucleotides long. It is a transcript of the gene Mospd3, whose product is annotated as motile sperm domain containing 3. NCBI's taxonomy places the organism in Eukaryota, Metazoa, Chordata, Mammalia, Rodentia, Heteromyidae. The record is from RefSeq and is a predicted model, not a curated record. The transcript has 6 exons. Gene Ontology annotation, cellular component: cytoplasm. Bases 190 to 897 code for a protein of 235 amino acids.
CGGCGUGCGGAGUCUGGCGGGAAAAUGGGGCGGGAGGUCUGACCCUCCCGGAAGGGGCGGAGCCGUGAGGGGCGUGGCCUAAAGAGCUCAGGGCCCGGGCUGGCAGGGAAGUCCCGGCUUGGGAGCACCGAGACUCCAGGCCCUGCCCCCUGAGCUCUGCCCUCGGAUGUCCGACCGCCCAGAGCCUGCAUGCGCCGAGGGGCGCCCCAGGACCAGGAGCUGGUGGGUCCGGGGGCCCCUGGGCGGGGGUCCCGGGGCGCCCCUCCUCCCUCGGGACCUGUGGUCCCGGUGCUCGUCUUUCCACCGGAUCUAGUAUUCAGAGCGGACCAAAGGAGCGGACCCCGACAGCUGCUGACCCUCUACAACCCCACGGGAACUGCGCUCCGCUUCCGAGUUCUGUGCACAGCACCUGCCAAAUAUACGGUGUUUGACGCAGAAGGGUUCGUAAAGCCUCAGUCCUGCAUUGACAUUGUGAUUCGCCAUGUGGCCCCCAUUCCCAGCCACUAUGAUGUCCUGGAUCGCUUCCGCAUUGAGCUGUCCGAGGAAGGGGCUGAGGGCCGAGUGGUGGGACGGAAGGACAUCACCUCCAUACUGAGGGCCCCAGCGUACCCUCUAGAGCUUCAGGGACAGCCUGAGCCAGCACCCCACCCAGGACCACCUGCCUGGACAGCACCACUUCCGGCCAGACAGUUACAAGACAACUCCCACCAGCAACUGGCCACCAGCUCCUUCCUGCUCUUCUUGCUGACGGGCAUCGUCUCUGUGGCCUUCCUGCUGCUUCCGCUCCAGGAUGAACUGGGCAGCCAGCUGCCACAAGUCCUCCAUGUCUCCUUGGGACAGAAAUUAGUGGCAGCCUAUGUGUUAGGCCUCCUCACCAUGGUGUUCCUCCGGACCUGAACUCCCUGCUCAGCCCCAGCCCAUCUCUCCUCCCCAGGCAGGGACCUGAGGUGGCCACUGUGACACUCGCUCAUACCUUGCCUCGACUUUCUUCUACUUCCUGACCACCCUCAGCUCCUCAGCUUCCCUGCACCUCCCCCCCCCCCCCCAAGAAAAACAACCAGGGAUUUGUACUCAUUUUCCAAGUUGAAUAAAAUACAUUUUUAAAAUCAAAAUGA